Molecule: messenger RNA, 2086 nt
Organism: Photinus pyralis (common eastern firefly)
Lineage: Eukaryota; Metazoa; Arthropoda; Insecta; Coleoptera; Lampyridae
Product: gastrula zinc finger protein XlCGF46.1-like
Exons: 2
Coding region: 324-1616 (430 amino acids)
Biological process (GO): regulation of transcription by RNA polymerase II
Cellular component (GO): nucleus
Molecular function (GO): DNA-binding transcription factor activity, RNA polymerase II-specific; RNA polymerase II transcription regulatory region sequence-specific DNA binding
Source: RefSeq, a predicted model, not a curated record
UUUUUGCAAGUGCAUUUACUUUUACUGCCGUAUAAACUACAAUACCAAUAUUGAUUACUUUUGGCCAUUGUAAAUAAACAAAAUGGCGGUCUUUACAUUGUGCUGCCACCAGCGGUCUCACUCUCACUGUUUAUCUUAAUCGCGACUGUACCUAAGUAACGUGAUGUUAGAUGUUGGUUGGAUCAAUUUGGAUAAUAGUUAUAUGAUCUAAGACACUUUUUUCUAAAGUCUCUUAGAGAAGUUCAUAGACCAAGUGGUUUGAGUGAGAAAAUAACAGUGUAACUCUUAUUCAACAAAUUCUGUUACUUAGAUAGGAUUUAGGUAUGGACGGAUAUGAUGUUGUGCCACUCAUUAAAAUCGAACCAAAACAAGAAGAAGAAAUCCAUUCCUUUCUUCAAGGACACGUUUCAGUAAGCAACGAAGUUUUGGUAACAGUAAAGGACGAAAUUACCAUUAGUACACAGUGUGCUAAAUCUCUUUGUAAUGAAGAAGUACACCAACACUCAGACUCUCAAGGUCAUCUUUUUGCCGAAUGCAAAACAGCUAGUUGUGAUUAUGAGACAAAUACUAAAUACGAAACUAAAAAUCUUGAUAAACAGCGCCUUUUAAAGCAUAAAGUUUCUAAUGAUUUUAAAUGUAGGAAUUGUGAUUAUCACACAAAUGUUAAACGCUACUUCACACAACAUCUUUUAAAAUAUAAAGUUUCUAAGGAUUUUAAAUGUGGCGAUUGUGGUUAUGAGACAAAUUUAAAAGGCACCCUCAAACGGCAUCUUUUAAUACAUAAAGUUUCUAAAGAUUUUAAAUGUGUUGAUUGUGAUUUCUGGACCAGUGAUAAAUGGACCUUCAAAAGACAUAUUUUAAGACAUAAAGUUUCCAAGGAUUUUAAAUGUGCUGAUUGUGAUUAUGAGACAAAUCUUAAAGACAGUUUUAAAACACAUCUUUUAAAACAUAAAGAGUGUAAGGAUCUUAAAUGUGCCGAUUGUGAUUACGAGACAAAUUUUAAAAGCAGCUUCAGACGACAUCUUUUAAUACAUAAAGUGUCUAAAGAUUUUAAAUGUGCUGGUUGUGAUUUCUGGACCAAUGAUAAAUGGACCUUCAAACGACAUGUUUUAAGACAUAAAGCUUCAAAGGAUUUUAAAUGUGCCGAUUGUGAUUAUGACACAAAUAUUAAACGUAACUACAUACGACAUAUUUUAAAACAUAAAGUUUCCAAAGAUUUCAAAUGUGCUUAUUGUGAUUAUGAUACAAAUGUUAAAGGCAGCCUCAAGCAACAUCUUUUAACACAUAAAGUUUCUAAAGAUUUUAAAUGUGCUAAUUGUGAUUAUAUGACAAAUGUUAAAGGCAGUUUAAAACAACAUCUUUUAAAACAUAGGGUUUUUAAAGAUUUUAAAUGCAGCGUUUGUGAUUAUGAAACCAAUGUUAAAGGCAGCUUCAAACAACAUCUUUUAACACAUAAACUUUCUAAGGAGUUUAAAUGUGCUGAUUGUGAUUAUGAGACAAAUGUUAAAGGCCGCUUCAAGCGACAUCUUUUAAAACAUAAAGUUUUAAACGGUUUCAAAUGUGGUGAUUGUGAUUAUGAGACAAAUAUUAAACGCAACUACAUUUUUAAAACAUAAGGCUUCUAAGGAUUUCAAAUGGGCGGAUUGUGAUUAUAAUCUUAAUAAUAUUAACGGCAGCUUCAAGGAACAUAAAGUUUCUAAGUAUUUCAAAUGUGGUGAUUGUGAUUAUGAAAUAAAUUAUAAAUUCGAUUUUAAAAAACACGUUUUAAAACAUAAAAAAGGGUAAAUUUUAAUGACUACACUCACUAUAUUAGAAAACGAACGACUUGUUUUUGGCGCCUUUGUUUUUCACUCGGCUCAUCAGGCACACUGGCGCAUUAACUAUUGCAAUUUAAAUAUAUAUUUUACUCCAUACAUACCUUAACAAUUGUUCCCUUAUAAAUAUUGUACUUAACAUUACCUUUGAGAGGUUCCACCCUGUAUAUACAACUUACGACGAUAUAUACAUUCUUGAGAAUUGGCAACCAUGCAAUUUCUGGGUGGGGAAAAGCUGCCUGCGCCACCUAGAAAGCACGAACGGGGGUUAC